This is a messenger RNA of Salvia hispanica, 1187 nucleotides long. Its product is annotated as putative aquaporin PIP1-4. Gene Ontology annotation, biological process: transmembrane transport. Gene Ontology annotation, cellular component: membrane. The record is from RefSeq and is a predicted model, not a curated record. Gene Ontology annotation, molecular function: channel activity. Lineage: Eukaryota; Viridiplantae; Streptophyta; Magnoliopsida; Lamiales; Lamiaceae.
ACUUUCAUCCAACCAUCACUCACUACCAAUACUUGCCUUUGCUUUUGGUUUCUAGAGAGAUUUAGAAGAUGGAGAACAAGGAGGAGGAUGUGCGGUUGGGAGCCAACAAGUUCCCGGAGCGGCAGCCGAUCGGCACGGCCGCGCAGACGCAGGACAAGGACUACAAGGAGCCCCCGCCCGCCCCGUUGUUCGAGCCCGGUGAGAUCACUUCGUGGUCGUUCUACCGGGCCGGGAUCGCCGAGUUCAUCGCGACUUUCCUCUUCUUGUACAUCAGUAUCCUGACCGUCAUGGGCGUUCAGAAUUCCCCGUCCAAGUGUGCGUCUGUCGGGAUCCAGGGCAUCGCCUGGGCUUUCGGUGGCAUGAUCUUCGCUCUCGUUUACUGCACCGCCGGAGUUUCAGGCGGACACAUCAACCCUGCGGUGACGUUCGGCCUGUUCCUCGCGAGGAAACUGUCGCUGACACGGGCGGUGUUCUACAUGGUGAUGCAGUGCCUUGGGGCCAUCUGUGGGGCCGGGGUGGUGAAGGGGUUCCACAAGACUCUCUACAUGACCAAGGGAGGCGGCGCCAACGUGGUCAACCACGGCUACACCAAGGGCGAUGGCCUCGGCGCUGAAAUUGUCGGGACGUUCGUGCUCGUCUACACUGUCUUCUCUGCCACCGAUGCCAAACGAAGCGCCAGAGACUCCCAUGUCCCGAUAUUGGCUCCAUUGCCAAUUGGAUUUGCAGUCUUCUUGGUGCACUUGGCAACUAUUCCUAUUACUGGAACUGGUAUUAACCCUGCAAGAAGUCUUGGAGCUGCAAUCAUCUACAACAAGAAGGCAGCUUGGGAUGAUCAUUGGAUUUUCUGGGUCGGACCAUUCAUCGGGGCGGCCCUCGCGGCCCUAUACCACGUGGUGGUGAUUAGAGCCAUCCCAUUCAAGAACAAAUGAUAAUGUUCUUUCUUGUCCCACACAAUGAAAGCAGUCCCUUUUGAUCAUUCAGCUUGUAUCAUUAAAUUUGUUUGAAGAAACAAUAUUGAGAUGAAGAUGAUGGUGUGAGAGGGAGACUGAAAAACAUAUCCAUAUUGUAAAUUUCCAUAUUUUCAUAUUUUAUUUGGUUUGCUGUGUGUAUUAAAUCAACUGUGUAGGAGAAUGUCAAUUAUGUGAUGGGAUAAUGCUGAAUAAAAAAUGGGAGGGUUUUGAAAUUAA